AUGGGGAAGUUUUCAGGUCCAGUUCUAAAGCUUUUCUUCGUUGUUCUGUUCAUGUCAUUAUCGGUGCACACCAGCAGCAACAUUGAAGAGAAGAGAGAAACUGAUCACUGGUUUCAAAGGCUCCACUACUCAAAACAGAAGCUGACCCGGCUCCAUUUCUACUUCCACGACAUAGUUUCCGGCCCGGCUCAGACCACAAUGGUGGUGGUGCCACCAGCCAAGACCGGCAAACCAUCUCACACGUCGUUCGGGCAGGUCAACAUGUUUGACAACCCUCUAACCAAAGGACCUGAACCCACAUCUGAGCUGCUUGGUCGUGCCCAAGGUUUAUAUGGGUUCGCAUCCCAUGAGGACGUCAGUCUACUUAUGGCUAUGACCAUUGUUCUCACCGGUGGCGAACACAACGGUAGUAGCUUUACUGUUUUGGGCCGGAAUGCGGUGAUAGAUUCUACCCGAGAGUUCCCAGUUGUCGGUGGAACUGGUGAAUUUCGAUUAGGACGUGGAUUUGCGACAGCCAAGACUUACUUUUUUAACGACACUAUUGCUAUAGUGGAAUAUAAUGUUGUGGUUAUACAUUAUUGA
Fragaria vesca subsp. vesca is the source of this 582-nucleotide messenger RNA. RefSeq lists its product as uncharacterized. The record is from RefSeq and is a predicted model, not a curated record. NCBI's taxonomy places the organism in Eukaryota, Viridiplantae, Streptophyta, Magnoliopsida, Rosales, Rosaceae. The coding region runs from base 1 to 582 and encodes 193 amino acids. The transcript has a single exon.